Impatiens glandulifera is the source of this 2109-nucleotide messenger RNA. RefSeq names its product plastidic glucose transporter 4-like. Gene Ontology annotation, molecular function: carbohydrate:proton symporter activity. Bases 258 to 1919 code for a protein of 553 amino acids. Gene Ontology annotation, cellular component: membrane. NCBI's taxonomy places the organism in Eukaryota, Viridiplantae, Streptophyta, Magnoliopsida, Ericales, Balsaminaceae. Gene Ontology annotation, biological process: carbohydrate transport; transmembrane transport. The record is from RefSeq and is a predicted model, not a curated record. The transcript is spliced from 15 exons.
ACACACACUCUCUCUCUAUCUCUAUCACUAUCUACUCUCUCUCUACUCCUCCGCAAGAAUCGAAUUUGGAGAGAUCAAUACUCUCAUUAUUAUCUAUCACACCAUUGCCAGCUUCUUCUUCUCCUUCUUCUAGAAAUCAAACGUUACAUUGAUUUCUCCACCAACUUUUGUUAGAAAGCGAUUAAGGGACCUCUCUGGAGAGCGACCACAAUACCAUCAAAGAAGAACAAAAAAAAAGAAGGUCAAAUCCAAGCAAAAUGCAAGCGACGGGUCUUACAGUGAGAGGAGGAACUGUAGGUUUCGAUAUCCGGAGACACAGGAAGGUUUCGUCUGGUUUUGAUCAAUUCAGAAAGUGCAGAGUAGAUCAGAGGAAUAUUCGUAUGACUGAUAGAUCUUCUUCUUGCUUUGGUUUGCGUUCGUGGGGGACGGGGGCUAUGGAAGCUGAGCUUACAUCCCACAAUAGAAUUGGAAUUGAUGGAGUGUUUAGAACAUCUGCCAAACCCAGAUUCGUUAGGGUUCAAGCAUAUGAUGAAGAUAUUGAAGAUCCUGUUCCUUCCAAAGUUGAUCAAGUGAAGUCAACUGGUACUGUGUUUCCUUAUGUUGGUGUUGCCUGCUUGGGUGCCAUUUUGUUUGGAUAUCAUCUUGGGGUGGUGAAUGGUGCUCUUGAAUAUCUUGCUAAGGAUCUUGGUAUUGCCCAAAACACAGUCCUGCAAGGAUGGAUUGUCAGUUCUCUUCUUGCUGGUGCCACUGUGGGUUCAUUUACUGGAGGAGCAUUGGCUGAUAAGUUUGGAAGAACAAAAACUUUCCAACUUGAUGCUAUUCCACUUGCAAUUGGAGCAUUUCUUUGCACAACCGCGCAGAGUGUGCAAGUGAUGAUAAUUGGCAGAUUACUCGCUGGAAUUGGAAUAGGAAUUUCAUCUGCAAUAGUUCCUCUUUACAUAUCUGAGAUCUCUCCUACUGAAAUUCGCGGUACCCUCGGUUCUGUCAAUCAACUUUUUAUCUGUAUCGGAAUUCUUGCAGCUUUAGUCGCUGGUUUACCCUUAGCGGGAAAUCCCAUUUGGUGGAGGACGAUGUUUGGAAUUGCGAUAAUUCCUUCUGUGUUAUUGGCUCUAGGAAUGGCGUUUUCGCCUGAAAGCCCGAGGUGGCUUUAUCAGCAAGGUAAAAUCACUGAAGCUGAAGUAUCAAUUAGAAAAUUGUAUGGGAAAGAAAGGGUUAAUGAGGUUAUGCGCGAUUUGAAUGCUUCUAGUCAAGGGUCGUCCUCAGAGCCGGAAGCUAGUUGGUUUGAUCUCUUUAGUAGUCGUUAUUCGAAAGUCGUGAGUGUUGGAGCUGCACUUUUCUUGUUCCAACAACUGGCUGGGAUAAACGCUGUUGUAUAUUAUUCAACAUCUGUGUUUCGUAGCGUUGGAAUUGCGUCUGAUGUUGCCGCCAGUGCUCUUGUUGGGGCAUCUAAUGUUUUCGGAACAACAAUAGCUUCGUCUUUGAUGGAUAAGAAAGGAAGGAAGAGUCUUUUGAUUACAAGCUUUGCUGGAAUGGCUGCUUCAAUGCUUCUGCUUUCAUUGUCACUAACUUGGAAGGUCUUGGCACCUUAUUCUGGCACACUUGCUGUUCUUGGAACUGUCUUAUAUGUGUUAUCGUUUUCACUUGGUGCUGGUCCAGUGCCUGCUCUUCUUCUUCCAGAGAUAUUUGCUUCGAGAAUUAGGGCGAAAGCUGUCGCAUUGUCGUUGGGCAUGCAUUGGAUAUCGAACUUUGUUAUUGGAUUGUAUUUCCUGAGCGUGGUGAAUAAGUUUGGUAUUAGCUCUGUGUAUUUGGGAUUCUCGGGUGUUUGUGUUCUAGCUGUGUUGUACAUAUCGGGUAAUGUUGUUGAAACAAAGGGGCGGUCAUUGGAGGAGAUCGAGCGAGCUCUCAGCCCCGCAAGUUGAUGUUAAUAAGUGAGCAUUGUCCUUCUAUCCGUUUUUUGUUUGUUUUUUUCUUUUUCGGAUAGACAUUUUAUUGUUGAAUGUAUUAGGGAAUAGGAGGAUUGAGACAGGUUUUGAAGAUGAACUGGCUGCUAUUUAAUUUUUGUUUGAAUAAAUCUGGUUUUUUGGCAAGUUGGAGAAACUUGUUAGAUAA